Aspergillus lentulus is the source of this 1245-nucleotide messenger RNA. RefSeq lists its product as uncharacterized. NCBI's taxonomy places the organism in Eukaryota, Fungi, Ascomycota, Eurotiomycetes, Eurotiales, Aspergillaceae. The record is from RefSeq and is a predicted model, not a curated record.
AUGGAUCUCGAUCAUGACCACCAAAUUUGGCAAACCGGCUGCCAUGAACCUCUCCAGCUUCACCCCCCACUAAAACAGUCUCUCACAUCUCCAUCUCUGGACUCUCCUUCUUUUUCAUCGACCGCCUUCGACGCCGCAACGCCGAAGCCGGGAUAUCCGGGAGCAUUAUCCCUGCACCACUACCGGAGGUUUCUUACGCAGGAUGACGGCUUCAUCGCCCUCAAUCGCAACGGAGGGAAGACCCUACGGCGUAAAAACGCAGCCCUGGAUCUGAACAAAAGCCAAACGAGCUUGACGCCUCCAUUGUGUUCGUUUUCAGUAUCGUCUGCGGCGUCAAGCCCGCCUCCGCUGUCUCCGUCAUAUACGCCCAGUCCUGUCUCCUACCGAGGUGAGAAUGGGCCUGGGCUUGACGAAUCACUCCUUUCCUUCCCAUCCAGUUUCUUAGAUAUCAACACUUCAGAGCAAACGCUCCGUCCGAGUCCCGUGCAUAGUCCGCAUCAAUUGCUGGAGACUUUCCGAGCUAGGCUCGCCCGGUUCCCUGAGCCAGAGUCACAGGAGCAAACAUUCACUCCCAGACAUACCAAAGCACGCUCGGAUUCGAUGCUGCUGGAACUGCGACGCCCAACCGCCACAGUCGAGCAUCAGGGGACCUCGUUCGAAAUACUUAAUCCGCAUGAAUCGUUGAAAUUCGCCCGCAUAGUCUCAUACAUUGAAGACGUCGAUAAUUCGUCCAUCAUAGACGACCAGCGGGACUCGUUCAACGCAACACGGCCUCAGGGCGAGACCUUGAUCUUGGAGCACGACGAGACCGUUCAAGCAAAUCAUGACCACAACCAGGCUCACGACCUUUACAUCUCCGACGCUGACGAAGAAAAAGCCCACUACGAACUCAUCGGUGACAUACCGUAUCAUCCUAUGCCGUCCAUCUCCGAACGAUUAGAGGGAAAUGAGACCGAUAUCCCGCAAUCUCACAAGUGGAGCUCGCCUCCGCAGUCCAGGCCGAUGACAGCGCAAUCAUACGGAAGUGAACUUGGGGAGCCGGGGUAUUCGGUUCUAGCCUCCUACGACGGGGCAGGAUGGACGAGCACCACGGACGAUAUUAUCGCGAUGAAGUAUGACGAGAUGCAGCGGAGCGAACCGACCGAGAGGUCUUCAUCACAUCGGAAGAAGCGCGGGAAGCGCAAUCCGUUUAGAAAGUUACGCAGCUUUGCGCGUUCCCUACGGAGGGGCCGGUUCUUUCGAUGA